AACAGGAGAUGGCACAUUCAUAAGGCCUUUUUUUUUUUUUUUUUUUAAUUUAUAGAUAGGUGUGUGUAUUUAUGUGUAGAGAGAGAGAUGGAUGUAUAAUGCCUCAUGAGAAACCAUCACUGUUUUCCUCGGCGUUCAUCUUACCGCGGAAAUGCCAAGUCAGUGCUCAGAAAACAAAUUCCAACUAAACGUUUUUGUUAUAGUGCUGUUUAUGUUCGUUACAGAGAGAACAGGAACUACUUUUGUCGAUGUUCCACAACGUUAAACGUAAUCAUAAAUGUAUAAAAAGUAUUCCGCGUCGUUCUUUUAUUAAAUCAAAGUUGUUUUAUUUAUUUAUUUUUUUUCUUCUAACAGCACGACGCAAAGUGUUUUCAAUUCAGUGCAAUUUGUUCCGUAUAACACUUUCAACAAUGUUAUCGUCCCAAAGCAGCUUUAAGUAAUCUAUACAUUUCAGAUUUAAAAUUAAUCCCUGACGAGCGAGCCGGGGGCGAGGGGAAAAACUCCCUGAGACGACAUGAGGAGGAAACCUUGAGAGGAAUCGGACUCAAAAGGGAAUGAAUCUACACGAUGAAUCCAAAAGUGAAAACUGUGUAAUCAGGAAAUUCACCACCAGCUCAACGUGAAGUCAUGAACUGUCCACCGAUGGAGACCUGGGUCCUAAACCCGCAACCGCAGUCCGGCGCCAUCUUCAUGGCUUCCGAGUAUGUCCCCUGGGGCCGUCCGCAUCACCAGCCAGUAGCCUCCAACGACGAGACCUCAGUGAUCCUUUAUUCGUACGGUAACGCACGCUGCUGUGAGAAUAUUCUAAUAAGCCCUCUGUAUAUUGUAGUAUCAUUAUUACCAAGGUGCAUCUUUCCUUAAAGAAUAGCUAUGAAGUUUUGUUCGUUUUUUUAAAACACAAAAACGUGGCUCUGGAAACAGAAUCAUCAUGUAAAACGAGGUGUUGUGUGAAGUACCCGUUACCAGUUAGGUCCCUAAACAACUUUGUAUUUCUACUCUGUGCUCUUUCGUCUCGCUCUUUGGUUUCAGAAAUUGCCUCCGGGCCCCUGGUGUGGAUUUAAUGGUCAAUAAUUUGAUGUUUGUCCAGCGGUAAUGAGCCAGCAAGUCUCACUCCUACGCUAAUGACUAGCGUGCUGAGCUAGCGAGUUAGCGAGAAUGCACAAAGCGCCAUCUCUAUUCGUCUCUUGUUGUUCUCUCGCUGUUUAUUGCUCUUUCUCUCUCUCUCUCUUUCUCUCACUGUUUAUUGGGGGAUUAAAAACAUUUAGCAGUUAGCAUAACAUUCGAACGGUUGAAGGUCACUGGCUUGCAAUUGCGCUAAUCCGUCCUCUGUGCGGCGAAGCCGUGCUGUAAAGCAGGAUUUUUCUAACCGCUGUCUUUUGGGAUCCUGUGGCAAUGCGGUACUCGCCUGAAACCCGUAUCAUCGGUUAAACACGGCAUCUAAUAGUAAACAAAAAAGGUGCCGUAAGACGUCUGCUGUGAUGAGCCUGCGAGCCUCCCCGCAUGCUUGAGGUAUCUAAGCGACAUUUCCAUUUAGAUUUGUUUUAAUUCGAUUUGAUACAAAUUAGGUAUGAUGCGAUAAAGCAACAAAUCCUAAAGACUGGCUCAUCUCCUCGGCGUAGUGAAGCUAAGACGUCUGGUCUCAUGGUUGUUUCUCUGACUAAUCCCGUCUUUACUUGCCCUGCUGAAGAAAAAAAAAAACCCAAUAGAAAUCCUCAUAGAAUUUGUAAUGCUUUUAAUGCUUAUAAUCCAUCCAUCCAUCUUCUAUAUACCGCUUAUCCUUCAGGGUCACGGGGAACGUGAAGCCUAUCGCAGGGGCCAUGGGGCACAAGGCGGGGUACACCCUGGACGGGGUGCUAAUACAUCGCAGGGCACACUCACAUACACAUUGAUUAGCUACGGGCACUUUGGACACGCCAAUCAGCCUAAAAUGCAUGUAUUUUGACUGGGGGAGGAAACCCCCACAACACGGGGAGAACAUGCAAACUCCAAAUUGAACCCUGAACCCUGGUGGUGUGAGGCGAACGUGCUAACCACUAAGCCACUAUGCACUCUUAAUGGUUAUAAUGGGAAUCGUACUGAUUUUCAUGGAAAUUGUAAUGAUCCCUGUGGGUCUCUACUGGUAAUUUCUUGCCUUCUAUUGGUGGCGUGUUAUGUCUAGUGGAUACUGUUAAGGACCAGUAAUGCUUUUAAUGAUUAGCUGAUGGUUUGUAAUGGUAUUUGUAGUGGAAACUAUUCGGAUUUCUGUAAUGGUUUCUAUUGGGGGUUUUUCUUCAGCAGGGUGGUACUGAUUUUUGGUGGACGGUUUCCUCAAGUCACGGUCGUGUCAUAUUCUUUUUUCUUUUUUUUUUAAAAAUGUUAACGGCUUAGCGUCACUCUGGAGGAGGAGGAUGUUUAGCUGUACCUCAAUGUCUGGCCAUUUCUCCCAGGUCUUCAUGAUGCGGUUUGUUUAGCACAGGAGGUUUUGAAGAAGGGGUACAGGAGUUUAAGACUGGUGAAUAUUUGGUGAGGUGAAGCAGUGUAGCUUGUUUUGAAGGCAUUCCACAAGAUUAAAUGCACAAGAUUAAACAUGUUCUUUAGUCGAUGAAAAAUUUGUCAUUGCUGUGGAAUCUAUAAGAGGAAUAUCAUGCUUCAGGACGUGCUGUUAUUGGAAAAUAAUCCACUUCUUACCGCUUGGUAAGAAUAAUAUAGAGAAGAGCAUCAGCCUGAACGAGAGACAGAGAGAGAAACUGACGAUGCCAAUCACAUCCCUCUGUUGUCUCGGCGGUUAUGUUGGCGCAGCAGGCCCGGGGGUCGCCCCUUCACGUGGCGGAAACAUCUGCUCCAUCGUGCGCCUCUUCUUUCCAACCUGCACCUGUAAUAAGGCGAGCUCUAAUUUGCAUAUUAAAUUGGCAGGAAGUCGAGCGCUCCUCAUAUCAGCGAUUAUAACCGCGACGGUGCUCCGGCUGUAAUUUCACACCUCAGAGAUGCUGGAAUAAUGAACUUUUCCGCCUGGUUGAGUUGUACGUAGCUCUUUGUGCACCUAAAUUGGAACAAAACGGCAACCAAAUGGUCGAGUUAAAAUUUCAUCUCGGUUUGUUUAAUGUUUAUAUCUGAGCACCGAGCGCGUGGUCCAGGAUAACCACGUCACUGACGUGACUUAACGCAGGCACGCACUAAUACGCAAGUCGUUUUCAAAACCUUUUCAGUCAUGUGCAGAGAUGUGCAGGCAUGUUCUCUAGACCAGGAACAGGAGACAUCACAAUAAUCAUCAUCAUCAUCAUAAUAAUUAGAAUAAUAAUAACCAAUUAUCCAAUCAUUAACUUAGCACAUGGAGCGAUUUAGCAUCACCUGUCCACCUCCGAGCAUGCUUUAGGUAAGUGGGAGGAAACCAGAGGACCUGGAGUAAUCCCACACAGACACGUCUAGCAAAGGAUCGAACCUUGGAGCUGUGACGCCACAACAGAUACAUCUUGCAUGCAUUAAUAUAUAAUAGAUACACUCUUUAACAUAGGGUUCUAGAUAGAUCCAUAGAUAAGCAAUGUUGUGAUUUAUUUGUCUAUUGAGUAAUUGAUUAAUUAGCAUUAUAUAUGAUAUAGCAGUUUAUAAAGUUUAAUCGAUAGAUAGAUAGAUAAACAAUGUUUUGAUUUAUUUGGCUAUUGAUUGAUUGGCAUUAUAUGUGAUUACACAUGAUAUAGCCUAGUAGGAUAGAACGUUUAAUAGAUAGAUAGAUAGAUGCAUAGAUAGAUAGAUGAUAAAUGUUUUGAUUAAUUUGUCUACUGAGUAAUUGAUUCAUUUAGUUAAUUUAGAUUAGUUUAGAAAGUUUAAUAGAUAGAUAGACAGAUACAUAGACUUAGUGUUGAAUGUCUGAGAAGAGAUCAUUCCGCGUAAGAGCUCACUUCGCUGCUGUAUCCCUCCGCCGCGCGCUACAGUCCGUGACGCUGAGGCUCAGAGCACAGUAACGGAGCAGCGACGGAGAGACUGCAACACCUCUCUCUCUCUCUCUCUCUCUCUCUCUCUCUCUCUCUCUCUCUCUCUCUCUCCAUCACACCGCCAGCACAACAUCUCUUUCCCCGGGUGUGGAUCUAUCCUAGGGAUCGGGGUGUGCGCGUGGAUGUGAGGCGGUGUCCUCUAGCAGAGGCGACAUGAGCGCGUUCCGGCUCCUGCUGCGGAGUUUCCACUGUGUGGGACUCUACAUCCAACUUAGUGGCCCUUUCUCAUCAUCCGCCCAGGUGGAGAACCGCAUCUCCAGCAACGCGCUCUUCACAGAGAUCCCUCAUGACAUGACGGCGCACAGCGGGCAGGACGUGGAGAUGGCCUGUUCGUUUCGGGGAUCAGGCUCGACUUCUUAUUCUCUGGAGAUCCAGUGGUGGUACAUCAGGAACCACAAAGAGUGGACAGACAAGGAGACGUGGACCACCAACCAGGUGGCGCCUCAAGACGAGAUGUCAAAGGACGCUACGAAAAUCAGCGUGGUGAAAGUGGCCGGCAGCAACAUCUCCCACAAGCUGCGCCUGUCCAGCGUGAAGCCGUCUGAUGAGGGCACGUACGAAUGCCGCGUCAUCGACUUCAGCGACACCCGGCCUCGGCACCACCGCGUGCGCGCCUACCUGCAGGUGGAACGGGACGAAACUGACGCCACAUCUCCACACCACCGGGGGGCAGCGGAGUCUCAAAAACACCAACCAACAUCCCAGCACGGGCACCACAAAGCGGGCAGGGAGCUCAGGAAGAGGGCCGCCGAUGACACCAACACUGACUGCACAGAGAGCUGUGCACUUUAGGGCCUCACACACGCACACACACACACUACGGUCCAACACCCUAAUCUGUUUACCUAUAGCUUUCCUCCCCAGAUCUUAAUACACCGUGUAUAUUAUUGUAUAAAGCAAAAGUAAAUGUUCUUUCAGAUGAGCUGGUGCAUGUCGCGAAAUGUUUCUUACGACGUUCGCUGUUUUCGCUUUGAAACUUGAAAGACAGAAACAGACAGAACAGAUUUUAUUCUGCUUCACCGUUGUUGUUGUUGUUUUGCUUUAAUACAUUCAUUCACAGGACAGCUGGGAGAAAGCGUGCCAUGUCGAAAUAACGACAGACUCCUACAAAUGUCUGCGAAUCUUUCCAAAAGCCUAACUUUGGAUCCGCACACGUCUUAGCGGGUGAAGGUUUCUCGAACGUGGGCGGGAAUUUAUCACCUAUUUCUUAUUAUGAGAUUAUUACUGAUCAAAGAUAAGAUUAUUCAGCUUGUUUUGUAGAUGUUUGGUGAGCAUCAUCUUCUUCUGUUGGCAGACCACCGAUUCAUUCUAGAAAUAAAUGUGUCAAAUUAGCCAAUAGAUCAAGCUUGAAAUCAGUAAAACAUAGCUUCUAGAAAUAGGUUCAAUACUUUUUAUAGAUCUGGUUGAUUGUAAUCGUAUAACAGGAAAUACUGGAUAAAGUUGACGAUAUUUGAGAUAUUUUCACUCGCUAAGAUGUCAGAGAUGAUGGAGAGUCAGCGGAUUGUUUAAAAAAAAAAAAAAAAAGACUGGGUGAUCAGGAUCCUGUAUUACCUGAUGUGUAUCUGUGUCGUGCUCCUCUCUGUAUUCGGAUUUAAACUCGAGGUGGAUGUGGAUUGAACUCAGAAAUAGAAAUGCCAGUGUGGUGUGUGAAUUUUGGCUCUGACAGUUCCUCAACCUCAGCUACAUCACUCCAGGUCCAAACUCAUCUAUACGAAGGAGGGAUUUAUUUUAUUUUAUUUUUUGUGGUUUUUGAUGAUCAUUUCUAGAAAAUUUACUCGGCUCCUAAAAUACAAGCGAACUAGUACCCUAUUUAAACCAGCGUGAACUUGACCAGGCUGUUGCACGUUCAUGUUAAUGUUAAUGAAUGUGCCUUACGUAUUUUUUUGGAACUUCUUUUGUGAUCCCAGUCCUGACGGUCAUCUAUUCUCAACAGAAAAAAAUAGCGUGUGUCAACACCCCCCUCCCCCCCGCCCCCUUAGUAUCUCGUAUUUGUAUUCGUUUAGAAAACAUUGUCAGUUCGAUCCAAAUAACAACAACGCAGCACUUUGGGGACGUAUUGUUUGAUGGAAAAUAAGUCCACAGUGAUGGAGUAGUGUGACGUGCACCAGCGUCGACAGCAUACCUAAUAAAAUGGCAGAGAGUGUAUUUACAUGGCAAAUGAGUUCAUAUCUUAUUAACGCUUAUAAUUCCACUAUUGUCCACUAUUUUUACACUUUUCCACACCAGUCAUUUGACAACUGAAGUAGGCGUGCACUUUUUUGCGAAUGCUUGGGCUGGAAAAUAAAUAAAUAAAUAAAUAAAUAACUUGACUUGAUAUGUGACUUGACGCUGGACCACGCGCACAAACCUUUAUAUUGUGUCGUGUUUUAUUCAGUGUGUAAAUAUGAUGUGGGCCAGAGGGUGCCAAAACUUUCCUUGCUGUCACUUUAUUAGUUGCACUUUUAUCCACAUGACCCCUAUAACCCCUAAUCAUGCACUCAGACGGUAAAUAAAAUAGAGUUUUCAAUUAUUAAAGCGUUUCAGCUAUGGCUCAGACCCUGGGAGCUGACUGGAUGUGGAUGUUCAGGAUAUUGUAAAAUAUUCAGUUUUUCUGUUCUUGGUCAAUGAUUUUAAUGUAUAGCUAUAUAUGAAGCCUUCAUUUCUGGAUUUUUUUUUUUUUUUAAUGCUUUUUGGUUUUGUAAGAGAUAAAUGUAAAAACGUUACAUGUUUGAAUAUCCUCUAAAGUGUUGGUUUCAUCUUAAAUGUAUGCUUUUAUCAAAUAAAAAAAAACAUUAUACACAGA
Ictalurus punctatus (channel catfish) is the source of this 6750-nucleotide messenger RNA. It is a transcript of the gene vstm2la, whose product is annotated as V-set and transmembrane domain-containing protein 2-like protein. NCBI's taxonomy places the organism in Eukaryota, Metazoa, Chordata, Actinopteri, Siluriformes, Ictaluridae. The record is from RefSeq and is a predicted model, not a curated record. Bases 4122 to 4760 code for a protein of 212 amino acids. The transcript is spliced from 5 exons.